Gryllus bimaculatus (two-spotted cricket) is the source of this 285-nucleotide messenger RNA. The record is from the annotation of a GenBank genome assembly. Lineage: Eukaryota; Metazoa; Arthropoda; Insecta; Orthoptera; Gryllidae.
AUGAAGCGCAUCCAAGCCCUCGAGGCGUAUCCUGCGGUUUUCCAAUCUGUUUUCCAACAAAAAGUAGGAGAGCUGAAUUUUACUCCUCCGGCAUCGAUUGAAGAAGACCAACCUUCAAGGCAGCAUGUGGUAGCAUCUUCAAAGGAAAUGUGCCAAAAACCUGAGACCAUGAUAUUUACGAUUAUCCUGAUAAGUAUAAGAAACAGGAGCAUAGUUAGGCUGGUGCGAUUGGUGCACCGCAUCAAGUCCCCCGACAGUCAGGGCCCCCGAAAAAUGUGCCAAUAA